Molecule: messenger RNA, 723 nt
Organism: Ochlerotatus camptorhynchus
Lineage: Eukaryota; Metazoa; Arthropoda; Insecta; Diptera; Culicidae
Exons: 2
Coding region: 1-723 (240 amino acids)
Source: RefSeq, a predicted model, not a curated record
AUGGGUACUAAACGUGAGAACACCUUGGUAGUAGACUUUAGGGUGUUGCCGAAGCGACCAGAUGCAUCUGCCGUACAGAAAUUCAUGUACGGUGAGUUGAAACUGGACAUAGCGGACGCCUUAAAUAUCCAGUUCCACAAUGUUAGAAACUGUGUCUACGUCGAGAUGGUAGAUACAGCAACAGCCAAGCGCUACUUUGCAUCACACCAUCUACAACACACUAUGCAGUGCGAGAAAAAAGCUUACAAAAUUCCCGUGUUCGUGGAAGACGAAGCCGUUAACGUGAGAAUCCAUGAUCUCCCUCCGAAAACACCUAACACGGUGAUUAUAGAAAGUAUGCGACCAUACGGUACUAUUCUUUCCAUCAGCAGAGAAAUGUGGAAGAAUAAUUUUCCCGGCAUCUACAAUGGAGUACGUGUAGUACGGAUGAAACUCAAACAACUCAUCCAUUCCUAUCUGACGAUCGAUGGUGAGAAAACAUUGAUUACAUAUCGCAAUCAAGCAAAAACCUGCGAAACCAGCAAAAACACCCAGCACCAACACUCCGAUGGAAACAAUAGCGCACAAGAAUCGACGGAUAGUGAAUCGGAUGAAUUUCUAACCGUCACCAACAAACGAAGGUUGUCAACGAAACAAAAACACAACAAUGCGAAACGAUAUAUUACGAACCAUGGUUGCAGGGUUGCCAGAAUGAUGAAUCAGCAGGAAAUGAAAAUUCGAUGA